CGCCGUCGCCAGCGGCGCCGACAUGACAAGGCGCUGCAUGCCCGCUAGGCCAGGUUUCCCCUCGUCCCCAGCCCCGGGGUCGUCACCCCCGCGCUGCCAUCUGAGACCCGAUGGUACCGCCCCUGCCGCUGCGGGAAAGAGAGCAAAGAGUCCUGGGGACAGGAAGCAGUCAAUUAUAGAUUUCUUCAAACCAGCUUCAAAACAAGAGAGACAUAUGUUGGAUUCUCCACAAAAAUCAAACAUCAAAUAUGGAGGAAGUAGAUUGUCCAUCACAGGGAACGAGCAGUUUCAAAGGAAACUAUCCUCACCAAAAAAAUCUAAACCCAAAAGAAUGCCAUCAGGAAAAAGCCCUAUUAUAGAAUCUUUGAUGAAACAUGUUAAAGAGCACCAUAAAGAUCGUGGUGUACACAAGUCCCAUCAGCCUUAUAUGUCAUUGGUCUCUGAAUAUUUUUCCAAAGGAACGAAUUUCAGUGUUUCUCAUUCAUGUUAUUUGUCUAAAGAGAUGAAGACACUGAAGAAAAAACAUCGGUCUCCAGAGAGAAAGAAGUCACUGUUUGUUCAUGAAAAUAGCAGGGAGAAAAAUGAUAGAGAUAGAGGAAAGACUAAUGCAAACUCCAGAAAGCCAACCAUGGUGAGAGAAGCUGACAUCUUCAAGGGCAGCUCUGCAAGUCUUAGUAGCAGAAGCAGUGUAUCCAGGCACCACCCAGGAGAAAGCCCACUGGGAACUACUAGUUUCCAGAGGUCACUAGCUUCAUAUUGCAAAGAGCGAGAAUUAAAGAAGUUGAGAAAGGAGCAGAUGAAGCAGAAAAUCAACUCAGAAAAUUCCUUCUCAGAAGCAAGUAAUCUUUCUUCAAAAUCCACCAGUCCAAGAAGAAAAUGUAAACCAAGGCAGGAACAUAGUAAACAGAAUGAUAUACCUGGAAAAAGUAAUCUUUCAAACUUGGAAAAUGGACAUCUCUCAAGAAAGAGAUCCUCUUCUGAUUCAUGGCAACCUACUUCAGGCUCUAAGCAGAAUAAAUUCCCUGACAAAAGAAAAAGGAACUCUGUGGACUCAGAUCUGAAAAGUACAAGAGAAUCUCUGAUACCAAAAGCAAAAGAGCCUUUCCUUGAGAAGCGUCCUGAUGGAUCACAUCAGAAAGAAAAAUUCAUAAGACAUAUCGCGCUGAAGACGCCUGGCGAUGUACUGCGUUUAGAGGAUAUAUGCAAGGAAACAAGUGAUGAAAUUGAUUGCUCCUCUACAGGCUUGGCACCUUCAAAUUCUGGCCACCAUUCUUCCAGGAAUAGUGACCAAAUCCGAGUGGCAAGUACCAAAGAGACUAAGAUACAAAAACCCCAUCUAUCUUUACCUCAGGAAAAAUCUACAAGUAAAAAAGCUGGCACCCUUCAGAAAAAUAAAACUGCUAGCUCUGAGACAUUGAAAGAGACAAAACCUCUACCUUUACUUUCCCAUGUUUCAAGUGCUGGUUCCUCUCAGGUACCAUUAAAUGCUAAAAAUUGCUCUCUUCCAGUUCCUAAGAAAGAUAAAGAGCGUUCCUCAUUUAAAGAAUGUCCUGGCUAUUCUGCAGUAUCCUCCAAGCACAAAGAACACAAAGCAAAGACUAACAAGACUGAUUCUAGUGUGUCUUCAGGGAAAAUUUCCGAGGGAUCUUUGUGUGCAAAAUAUGGCACCCCUACCAAGUCUUCCCUGGAAGUUGUGCCAUGUAACCCAGGCCCAACUGCACCUUCAGAUAAAGCCCCUUCUGAUAAAGAGAGUUCAGGAAACUCCAAUGCAGGUAGCAAUGCACUGAAAAGAAAAUUAAGGGGUGAUUUUGAUAGCGAUGAAGAAAGUUUAGGUUACAACCUAGACAGUGAUGAGGAAGAAGAACCAUUAAAAUCACUGGCAGAAAUAAUGGCCUUGAACUUGAGUCAGACUCCUACAGCUGCAGCAAAGCCUCCUGCUCUUGCGAAGGGGCUUCCAUCUCAGUCACAAGACUACAAAGAACACGUUGAUAGUGGUACUUACACAAAUACUUUGGAGCGUCUAGUGAAGGAAAUGGAAGACACACAAAGGCUAGAUGAACUACAAAAGCAACUACAAGAAGACAUAAGGCAGGGCCGAGGCAUUAAAUCUCCAGUUAGAAUUGGAGAUCAAGACAGUACGGAUGAUGAGGAUGACCUCUUAGAAGAACACAGAGAAUUUCUAAAGAAAUUUUCAGUUACAAUUGAUGCUAUUCCUGAUCAUCAUCCAGGUGAAGAAAUAUUUAAUUUCCUAAAUUCUGGAAAAAUUUUCAAUCAGUAUACAUUGGAUUUAAGAGACUCUGGUUUUAUCGGACAAAGUGCUGUAGAAAAGCUUAUUCUCAAAUCAGGAAAAACAGAUCAGAUUUUUUUGACAACACAAGGCUUCCUUACUUCUGCUUAUCAUUAUGUGCAGUGUCCUGUACCUGUGUUAAAGUGGUUGUUUCGGAUGAUGUCGGUUCAUUCAGACUGUAUUGUGUCGGUGCAGAUUUUAAGUACGUUGAUGGAGAUAACAAUUAGAAAUGAUACUUUCAGCGACUCACCGGUUUGGCCCUGGAUACCAUCACUGUCUGACAUAGCAGCUGUGUUUUUCAAUAUGGGGAUUGACUUUAGGUCUUUGUUUCCUCUGGAGAAUUUUCAGCCAGACUUUAAUGAAGACAAUCUAGUUUCUGAAACACAAAUGACGCUGGGGGAAAAAGGAAGUGAAGAUUCAUCUUCUAAACCAAUUUUUUCAACUCUUCCUGAAACCAAUAUUUUAAAUGUGGUUAAGUUCCUAGGCUUAUGUACAUCUAUACAUCCAGAAGGUUACCAAGACCGUGAGCUGAUGCUGCUGAUCUUAAUGUUGUUUAAAGUGAGUUUGGAGAAACAGCUGAAACAGAUUCCUCUAGUAGACUUUCAAAGCCUCCUGAUAAACCUGAUGAAAAACAUCAGAGAUUGGAACACAAAGAUGCGUCAACUCUGUAUGUGCAUAAAUGAACUCUCUAGUCAUCCUCACAACCUUCUGUGGUUGGUACAGCUAGUCCCCAACUGGACAUCACGUGGAAGGCAGUUGAGACAGUGCCUCAGUCUAGUGAUUAUUUCAAAGCUUCUGGAUGAGAAACAUGAAGAUGUCUCUAAUGCCAGUAAUCUUCAGAUAUCAAUCCUACAUCGCUAUCUCGUGCAAAUGAAACCUUCUGAUUUGUUAAAGAAAAUGGUCCUGAAGAAAAGGGCUGAACAACCAGAUGGCGUGAUUGAUGACAGUCUUCACUUAGAACUUGAAAAGCAGGCCUAUUACCUGACCUACAUUCUCCUUCAUUUAGUUGGUGAAGUUAGCUGUUGUCAUUCUUUUUCUUCUGGACAACGGAAAGACUUUGUGCUGCUCUGUGGGGCUCUGGAAAAGCAUGUGAAGUGUGACAUUAGGGAAGAUGCAAGGCUUUUUUACAGAACUAAAGUGAAAGACCUGGUUGCAAGGAUACAUGGAAAAUGGCAGGAAAUAAUCCAGAACUGUCGGCCUACUCAGGGGCAACUUCAUGACUUCUGGGUACCAGAUUCUUAACAAGAAUUGCAGCAGCAAAAAUAUGAACCAAGAGAAAUCCACUAAGAACCUGUCCAAGUGGAUUAAAAAGUAUUACUGUGGAAUCCAGUGGAUGUUAAGAAAGUGCACAGCAGAUGUGCCACCUGAAACUGGAGGGCGGCUGGUAAUGAAGAAACUGCCAUUCCUGAAGCAGAGAUGAAAUGUUAUCUGCUCCAUUGUUAAGGCAGCUGACCGUGUGAAAGAGCAGAGCCUCUGAAAGGGGAGGGAUGGAAGCGGCGAGUAGUUACAUGUCUGAGCUGCCUCUGCUACGUCUUUCGUUCUAUUGUACGCCAGUUAUCUUUUUUAGGUAGUAUUUGUGGCACCUGGAUAGUCACAGGAAAUAAAAGUUUGGACCAGCUUGAGGAAUUGGACAUUGGAAACCAAGACCGAGUUUCAAUUGGGUUUAAUUUUUCUUGGUUGUUUUAGGAUGCAAAGGGAAAGCUUAUAACAAUAUACUAAUAAAAGCAUAGAUCUCUUCUAUAACUCCUAUAAACCACAAGUUCUAAACCAUGCAGUUUCCUUUACCAUUUAAGGCUAUAAAUAUAAUAGUUUUUUAAAUUGGUGUAAAUGCUGGGCGUGGUGGCACACGCCUGUAAUCCCUGCACUUGG
Molecule: messenger RNA, 4156 nt
Organism: Fukomys damarensis (Damara mole-rat)
Lineage: Eukaryota; Metazoa; Chordata; Mammalia; Rodentia; Bathyergidae
Gene: Slf2
Product: SMC5-SMC6 complex localization factor 2
Exons: 20
Coding region: 23-3529 (1168 amino acids)
Biological process (GO): DNA damage response; positive regulation of double-strand break repair; protein localization to site of double-strand break
Cellular component (GO): nucleus; site of double-strand break
Source: RefSeq, a predicted model, not a curated record